AAUAGCUGUACUUAUUCCUGAGGAUAGAGAUGAUUUCAUUAAUAUUUGGGAUAUUAAUAAAUUAGAUGAGAUAUUGAUCACUUUGUCCUUCCCUUCUCUGUCAAUGCCUAAACUCACUCUUAGCAAUGGACAAUACAUGGCAGUGAACAGUGAUAAUAGUAAUGAUGUACUGGUGUGGUGUUUAACUGAUUUAAUGAAGACCAAGUCACCUGAUCCUCAUGUGACUAUACACAGACAAUCAACUGGUCCUCUAGUCUGGUUCAAUACCGACACACUGAUGACUGCCGCUUCUACAGGAUUCAUACCCAUGCUUCCAGGCUGGGUACCAGGAUUCAGAAGAAUGAAUUACCAAUCACUGACCGGCGAGAUUGAGCUAUGGAAUGUUGGGAAGCAUUAUAAAGACUCCAAGAAACCAACCAGCAAUGUGUAUAAAGUGUCUCAUAUGUACAUGCCCAAUAGUUCAAUGAAGCUCUCCUCAUCAGUGGCUGGUCCAGUGACUCAGUUAGUGUUAAUGAAUGGACGUAUACUGACAACCAGUGGAACUACACUAUCAGUAGUUGAUGCUAGCAAUGGAGACACUGUAGAGUCAUUCACUGACCAUAAAGACACCAUCACUGAUAUAUAUGCUGAUAGUUAUCGUGUAUUAACAUGUUCCAAGGAUUACUCCAUCAGAGUGUACAGGUGGUCCAAUAAUACACUGCUCAGUUUAUAUCAGCUACUGGGAGGAUCAAUAGCACACAAGACACAUGAUGGAUUCCAUAAGGUGUUGUGUUCCUCUGGUACUUGCAUUGGUGUAGCUGGUAAUAUCAUUAAAUUGUACAAUUUCAAUGAAAACAUUAAGAGUUCAUAACUUGGGCAUGUUCGUGAGUGAGAGUGACUUUUG
Amphimedon queenslandica is the source of this 883-nucleotide messenger RNA. RefSeq lists its product as uncharacterized. The coding region runs from base 104 to 850 and encodes 248 amino acids. The transcript has 7 exons. The record is from RefSeq and is a predicted model, not a curated record. Gene Ontology annotation, molecular function: protein binding. Lineage: Eukaryota; Metazoa; Porifera; Demospongiae; Haplosclerida; Niphatidae.